GUAUACAAGUGGGUGGUACUGUGCAAUACUGUAAAAUAAAUUGGUUCGUGUAGUUUUAACUUUAAGUAAGAUUAUUUUAAAGAGUGCAAGUUUAUCGUGUUGCUCUAUAUAUAUUUGCGUUUGUUCGUAAAUAUAAGAAAGUACAUACAACAUAUGUAUUAAAACAUCACUUCUAAUUGUAUAUAAUAUAUUUACCUCGUUAAUUUCCGAUCUGAAAAAGUUGCACUUGCACUAAAAUGGCACCAAGGAAGAGCAAAUCUGCCAACCUAAAAACUGUGGCAAAGAUUGAUUCAAGUAUGAGUGAUUCAAUUAUUUCAAGUCAAGACUGGACAAAGUUGAAGAUCAUUGAUUUGAAGAAAAUGUGUAAGCAACGGAAUGUGGAUUCAACAGGCACGAAAGAUGUUUUAGUGAAAAGACUACAAGAUCAUGACAAUAAAGCAGAUGAACCCCCAGCUAAGCUUAAAAAGGAAGAUAGUGAAGGCACAAAAAUUCGAAAGGUUUUUGAAAAUCUAAAGAAUGAGCCCUCCAAAAAAGGAAAAUCAAAGCCAGAUGAGUAUUGUCCAGUAUCAACAAAUGUUGAGGUAUUUGAAGACUUUGACUGUAUGUUGAAUCAGACAAAUAUUGGAAAUAACAACAACAAAUACUAUGUUAUUCAACUUCUAAAAAAUAAAACUGCCAAAUCUUAUUAUGUAUGGAACAGAUGGGGACGAGUGGGAGAGCCAGGUCUGAGUGCCUUACGAGGACCAAUGACUAGUCUGGAAUCUGCAAAGUUGGACUUUAAAAAGAAAUUCCAAGAUAAGACAAGAAACAAGUGGGAAAAUCGGGACAACUUUGUGCCACAUCCAGGAAAGUACACACUUUUGGAAAUGGAUUCAGAAGAAACAGAGGAUGAUGAAGAAAAAUUAAAGCAGCAGGCCCAAAUGUUGGAUAACUUGUCACCAGCUAAGAAGUAUAAGCCCUCUUCUUUGGACAAGCCAACCCAAGAUCUUCUUAAAUUUAUUUUUGAUGAAGACAUGUUCAAGGAAACCAUGGAGAAUUUUGAUAUAGAUGUAAAAAAGAUGCCCCUGGGAAAAUUGAGUAAACAACAGAUCUCUAAAGGAUUUGAUUCAUUGCUAGAAGUUGAAGAAGCCAUUAAAAACAAAAAGAGCAAAAAAGACUUGGAACAGCUGACAAAUCGGUUUUACACCCUCAUACCCCAUGCAUUUGGAAGACAACGUCCACCAAUUAUUGAUACUCUUGAAAUGAUUCGACAGAAAAAGGACAUGCUGUUAGUAUUGAACGACAUAGAAAUUGCUCAGAGCCUUUUGAAAGAAAAGGCUGACAACAAACAGGAUUCUGCAACCACAGGGCCUCAUCCUGUUGAUGUAAACUACCAGGUUUUAAAAUGUAAACUUGAACUUUUGUCACAGACAACAGAAGAAUACAAGAUUAUCAAGAAGUACCUAGAGGCAACUGGUCCUGCUUAUUUGAAGCUUCUUGAUGUGUGGAAGAUCGACAGAGAAACAGAGGGUUCAAGAUUUAAUGCACAUAGUUCCAUCAAAAACAGGAAACUUUUGUGGCAUGGUACUAACGUUGCCGUUGUGGCAGCCAUCAUGAAGAGUGGGCUGAGAAUUAUGCCUCACAGUGGAGGGCGUGUUGGAAAAGGAAUUUAUUUUGCAUCUGAAAACAGCAAAUCUGCUGGAUAUGUGGGUCCCUGUCAUGGUAUUGGUAUCAUGUUCUUGAGUGAAGUUGCUCUUGGAAAGGAAAAGGUCAUCACCCAAGAUGACCCAAGUUUGGUGAAACCUCCAGCAGGCUUCGACAGUGUGUUAGCUCACGGAUGCAAAGAGCCAGAUCCUAAGAAACAUACAUAUCUAGAGCUAGAUGGGGCUAAGGUGAUUGUACCACAAGGAAAACCCAUUACUAUGUCUCAGUACAAUAAAAGCUGUUUUUCUCAGAGUGAAUAUUUGGUGUACAAAGAGAGCCAAGCUAGGCUUCGAUAUCUUCUAAAAUUGAAGUUUUGAGAUGUAAAAUUCUUGUUAGGUCUAUUUGAGUGUAUAGUGAAACAAAUUUUAAUAAGGAACACUUAAUAUACGUAUAUAUAUAUACACACUUUUUUCUUUUGUUGUUGUAAGUAGCUACCGUUCCAGGAUUUUGAAAGUAGGGCAGGGGUGGGAGAGAGGUGUGAGGCAGACAGAUCGAUUGGGAGAGUCAUGAAAGAUAAAUUACAAACUUUUAAAGUAUGAUUAUUUUUUCUUUGGGGCUCAAUGUUACCAAGGUGAUCCACAAUUAGUAGCUUUCAAAUGUUCUCAGUUCUUUCUGUGAUUGACUGCAAAGUUAAAUGGACUAACUAAAUGUAAAGAGUUAUGUGAUGUGGUAUUCUGUGAGUUGUAGUUCUGUUUUGGAAAUUUUUGGGUAGGUGGACAAGUAUUUAGGUCAGUGCUGACCAACUCUCUCCUCUCCCUAACAUUGCCAAUGAUUCUAAGAGAAAAGUAAUUUUAACUAUUGUUCUGUUGUUGAUAGUUUUUUUUUCUAAUUAAGGGUAUUAACCUCUGCUAAUUAGGUAUGUAGAUACUUCUAAAGUAUCUUUCAGUUUGAAAACCCAGUCAAGUAAUAUCCAUAUUAUUCUCUUAACAACAGAGAAAUCCAAGCAUACUUCAAUUUUACAUUUUAUUAUAUUAUAUAAACAGAUUAGGGAACAGAGAAGACUGUGUGUAUGGAAACAGAAAAUUUCUAGAAUCAUGAAUUAUCUCAAACAGUCAUGAUUAGAUCUUUUUCUCAAAGAAGUUUUUGUUUAUGUUUUGUCAAACAUGUAUUUAAUGAAUUAUAUUUAGUGUUUUGCUAUUUAAAAAUGUUUUCUUUUCUAUGAUAUGAUAUUAAUAUUGAUUCUUUAUAUUGUAAUUGAUUUCAAUUCAUGGGAAUGCUGCUAUACAUAAAUUGUAGUUUUUAUAAUUUUUAUUUGUGUGUGAGAAAUAGAAAGUAUGUAUAUAUUUUCUGUAUUUUCUCUUUGUUAAAAUUUGUAAAAUCAUCAGUUUAUUAAGAAGCAUUAAUUUAGAAAGAAGUUGUAGUCAGUAUGUAAUAUGUAAUGUUCCAGAAGUUGUUUUUAUAAACAUCUUGCUGGAUUUAAAAUCUUAUUCAAUAAGCUGAUAAGAACCAAGUACUCUUUCUAACUUAUCUGUAGAAUUAAAGUGCUUGUUCAUCUUUUUCAUCAAUUAUUGGAUGAGAGAUCAGAUCUCAAGAAUUACUAGUUGUUUAUUUUUCUCUGUGAUCAUGAACAGUCAAGAUCAGUACUGAUAGUACAUAUUAGUUUAGUCAACUGCCUUGCACUGGACAAGUUAAGAAAAUACACUAUAAAUAUGAAUUAUUAUUUUUGUUGUAAUGAUUAUAGUGCUGUGAUAUUGUUAUUGUAUUAUUAACCAUAUAAAAUUAUGGAAUUUUCUGAAACCACUUGAUUUAUUUUUGAAAGACAGAAUGAUGCACAGUUAUGUAGCCACACAAAAUAUUGUAUGAUUUGGAUAUGUUACUUCUAAAGGCAUGUAAAUGCUGGGCAAGUUUUGUUACUAAUGGAUGCCCUUCAACAUGGGUUCUGUUAGGUACUGGUUGUUUAGGGGAGCAUUUUCAGAUUGUAGCCUGCACCUCAGUGACAUAACUAGUCAGCUCCUUGGUGGCAAGAGUUUCCUCUGCUACUGCAUUGUUUUUUACUUGACAAAAAAUUGCAUUUAUAUGCCUGUAGAAGUAAAACAUUCAAACAAUAUCCAAAUUGGACAAUAUUUUGGGUGGGUUCAUAGUUGUGAUUCAUCCUACAUAUUGUUGUUGACAGUUCUCGUUGAAGUAAAUGAAUUUAUUUCUCUGCCUGAAAAUAAUUUGUGUGCAUUGGUAAGUUUUAUUUGAUUGUGUAAUACACGAAUUGGAUGCUGGUUUUCAAUAACCACUAAGUGUUAUAUCAAAUUGAAUAAUAAGUAUGGGGUUUUACAAUGUUUGACAGCACAUUUUUAUGACUUACAUGACUUUUUAUGACUUUUAUGUUCUGUUCUGUAUUGCAUCAAGUAUAGUUUGUGAGGCUUUAUACAAUGCAAGAUUUUUAUAUCAUUGUCAACAAUUUUUUAUUGUGAGUGGGUUGCUACAUAAAAUGAUACAAUGCAUUUUAUCUGUUAUAUCAAACAGCAGAUUUGUCAAGAUAUUCAAGCUUAUAUUCCAUUAACCACAAGUACUUAGUAUAUCAAGAAUUGAGCAGUAGGGUGUUGGUACUGUAUCAUAUUAUUUAGUCCUUAUGGGAGUUUUUUAUUACAUAUCUACCUUGUACUCAGAGUCUGUAGGUUUUUCACAACAUGAAGUGUUAAAGCAAAUGUUGACAGUUUUUAUUUAUGUUGUGUGUUAUACAGAAAUAAGCUACAAGUUUGCUUGAUAAAUACUGUGUUACUCCAAUAAUUCAUUAAUUACCUAUAUUGUGCUACAACUCUGUAGACUUUAUUGGUAUAAAGUGUUAUACAAUAAAUCAGUUGGUUUCAUAGUAAAUAAUGUGUUAGAUCAAAAUGUUGUAUGUUUCUUAUAGCAUUGUUUUUCAAGGUUCAUAUAUAUAUAUAUAUAUGAUAUUGUUACGUCUCCGUUCGUUUGUUA
Molecule: messenger RNA, 4593 nt
Organism: Limulus polyphemus (Atlantic horseshoe crab)
Lineage: Eukaryota; Metazoa; Arthropoda; Merostomata; Xiphosura; Limulidae
Product: poly [ADP-ribose] polymerase 3-like
Exons: 13
Coding region: 237-2000 (587 amino acids)
Cellular component (GO): site of double-strand break
Molecular function (GO): NAD+ poly-ADP-ribosyltransferase activity
Source: RefSeq, a predicted model, not a curated record